CUCCUCAUCUCUCUCACCCUCUGUUUCCUCUGCUCCCUGCUCUUCAUAGGCCAUCCUACCCCUGCCACCUGCCUCCUACAACAACCAGUAUUUGGAGUUGUCUUCACAGUAGCUGUUUCCUCCAUUUUGGCCAAAACCAUCAUAGUGGUUCUGGCUUUCAAGGGAAUAAAGCCAGGGAGCAGGAUGCGCAUGUUCCUGCAUCCUAGAGUGUCUGUCUAUGUUGUCCUCAUCUGCUCGGGGUUGCAAGUGAUUUUCUGUGGCAUUUGGUUGGGAACCUCCCCCCCCUUUCCAGAGGCAGACACACACUCUCAAUAUGGCUACAUCAUUCUUAAAUGUAAUGAGGGUUCUGCCUUUGCUUUUUUCUGUGUUUUGGGCUACAUGGCCCUUCUGGCUCUGGGAAGCUUUAUUGUAGCUUUUCUGGCCAGGAACCUGCCUGAUACCUUCAAUGAAGCCAAGUUCAUUACCUUCAGCAUGCUGGUGUUUUGCAGUGUCUGGGCCACUUUUCUUCCCACAUAUCAGAGCACCAAAGGGAAGGCCAUGGUGACUGUGGAGAUCUUCUCCAUCUUGGCCUCCAGUGCUGGGCUUCUGGGCUGCAUCUUUAUUCCCAAAUGUUAUGUGAUCCUCCUAAAGCCAGAGAGAAAUAUCCAGGGACAGAUCAAGAAUAAAUGA
This is a messenger RNA of Gracilinanus agilis (Agile Gracile Mouse Opossum), 669 nucleotides long. RefSeq names its product vomeronasal type-2 receptor 26-like. The record is from RefSeq and is a predicted model, not a curated record. The transcript has a single exon. NCBI's taxonomy places the organism in Eukaryota, Metazoa, Chordata, Mammalia, Didelphimorphia, Didelphidae. The annotation marks the transcript as partial. Gene Ontology annotation, cellular component: membrane. Gene Ontology annotation, molecular function: G protein-coupled receptor activity. Gene Ontology annotation, biological process: G protein-coupled receptor signaling pathway.